CUGAUCUACACGUCGGUGGGUGCAUUACACGCUCCUGCUUCGUGCAAAAUCCGUUGCUCAUCCCAAUCCACCACAUAUGCAGGCAGGGACCGGGGAGGCUUCUUCACAUAUCUGCAGCCUUUCGUUUAUGAAUGCCUGUUGCAGCUCGAGCAUGCACUUUUGCUCGUAGUCCACGUAUUUAACGUUAUCAGCCCGUCGACUAUCACGAUGCAUGCAUGCCUUCACUCGAUUUCUUUAUCCUAGAUAACAACCUGUACUCCGGGCUCUUUAUCAGCACGAUGCAUAUCUAACCGAAGUUGAGGGCUUUUCUCCCGGAUUUCCCGAGAAACGAGCUUGAUUGCGUAGCUAAAACAUCGUGCAUGAUCUGGAUGCUUCUUUAGUGAGUUUGAUCAUCUCAAGGGAAAGAUCUAUCCUCUUGGGAUACAACACCUGGUGGUCUCAUGUCGAAAUCUUGCUCUAUCGUUGUCCUGUGUUAUGUCCGCCACGCUCGAGUUGACAAGGGCUCUAGUAGUCAUAUUUGUAGAAUCAUAUAACAGAACAGGAGAGAUAGUGGCAAACAAGAUAAUUACCCGUCAAAAGAGUUUAAUCAAAAGAUAUCAUAAACACACGAUCCGCAGUAUAUUCUUCGUAUUCCAGGUAGUACCAUCCAUGCUUAUAACCAACCACACCCCCAUGAUCAAUAGAUAUCUACAUAUUCCUCUCCGUGCUCGAUCAAGUAAGUAAACACAAACGAAAACGCCUCUCACAAUACAUGCAACCCUCCUCCCUAAAUCGGAGCCAUCGGAGCCAUCGGAGCCAUCCCGAAUACAACUCUACCUGCAUAUACGCACGUUCUAUCCUUCCAUCUGCAUGCAGCAGAAGGCCAUAGCGCCCUCGCGCCCCGACAUCCCUUCCCGCAUUUGCAGUUCAGCCGGCAGGGAAGAAAGCGAUAGGAACACGAACAGGCUGAAUGGAUGCUACUUUUCCCCAUGUCGGAGCCGACAGAGAGAUCCCGUCUUCCUCCCAACUGUGGACCCCUGGCUGGCUAUUCUUCCCGUCGGCCCGAAUACAAAGGCAUAGAACGCGGCAGAGAAAGCGGCUGGCGGAGCCGUAUCUUCGGAUUCCAAAUGCUUCUUUGGGGAGGCAUGGUUUUUGUCUUGGCCAUUUCAUCAUUGCUUAUGUGUUUGGAUUGGAAGGUAAGAAGGAGAUGAUAUGGGGUAGGGGGAGGUGUGGACUCAGGCAGUGGCUCUAUCGAAGGUUUUGCUACUAUAUCCUCAGCGCAUGUGGUUUAGAGACUAUGGGUCUGGUGGCGGGCGGGAGUACAUACGUGACAGAUUCGCUGGAUUACGUAUAUUUCACUCCGUUACAUGUAGGUUUUAGUAAGCAGGCGUGGAAGCAUACUGUAGAAUAG
Messenger RNA from Periconia digitata, 1390 nucleotides. NCBI's taxonomy places the organism in Eukaryota, Fungi, Ascomycota, Dothideomycetes, Pleosporales, Periconiaceae. The record is from the annotation of a GenBank genome assembly.